Molecule: messenger RNA, 4318 nt
Organism: Lytechinus pictus (painted urchin)
Lineage: Eukaryota; Metazoa; Echinodermata; Echinoidea; Temnopleuroida; Toxopneustidae
Product: tetratricopeptide repeat protein 39B-like
Exons: 14
Coding region: 11-1975 (654 amino acids)
Molecular function (GO): protein binding
Source: RefSeq, a predicted model, not a curated record
UCAAGAUGCGAUGGAAAACUUCCAAACAGUAAAAGAAAUGGAUCUAGCUACUGCCAUUGAAGAGACUACAGUAGCACUCAACCUCUUUCUCAACAACAAAUUCAGUGAGGCUAGAGCCAUAUUUGAACCAUGGUCUCAUGCAAGUAUCUACCAUGCCUUGGGACAUGGUACCAUCAGCUACCUCCAGGCUGUCAUGACCUUUGACCCCACAGACAUCCAGCAAGCUAUCAAAUGGAUCAAGAACUCCAUCGAGGUGGCCAAUCGGUUCCGGAAGAAAACAAGCGUGAUGACGUCCAUGUCGAAGAUGAUGUGGAAAACCAACUAUAACACAUACACAGACGAAGAGGUACAUGCUGAGUUAUGCUAUGCUGAAUCUCUCUUGGAGCGUGCAAUCCUUUCUUUCAUCCAAGAUGACAACCUUAUCAAUUUCAUCAAAGGUGGACUAAAAAUAAGAAAUGGUUACCAUUCUUACAAAUCAUGUGUUCAGAUGUUUGAAAAUAGAACUUGGCCAUCAGCUAGAUCAAAGCAACAGUUUGAGAGCGGAGUCAAGUUUGGUAGUGGUACAUUUAAUCUGUGUAUAUCAAUGUUGCCAAAGAGGAUACUGAAAUUACUUGAGUUUGUAGGAUUCUCAGGAAACAGGAUAAAAGGGCUGACAGACUUAGAAAGGGCUUCCAAACUUCCCUGUCUUAGGUCUCCUAUGUGUUCUAUGGUCAUCAUCAGUUAUCAUUCAAUAGGGACUUAUGUAUUCGGUACUGCUGAUGGAGACAUUGAGCUUGCUAGACAAAUCUUAGAACCAUGUUUGAAGAACUAUCCCAAGGGAGUCAUCUUCUUAUUUUUGGCAGCGAGGAUAGAAGAGAUAUCAGGAAACCUGGAUGAAGCAAUAGAUAAAUUCCAGGAGUGCAUUGCCUCGCAGCAGGAAUGGAGGCAGUUUCAUCACCUGUGUUACUGGGAGCUUAUGUGGUGCCACGCCUAUAAACUUGAUUGGCCAAUGGCUGCUCAGUAUGCUAAUAAGCUGUGUGAAGAAAGCAGAUGGUCUAAGGCUAUUUACCAUCACCAGCAGGCUAGUUUCUUAGCCAUGCAUUUACCACCUACCGACGCUUGUAUACAGAACAUCAAUGACAUCUAUGCUAAGGUACCAGAACUUAAACAACGUAUUGCAGGCAAGUCUAUCCCCAUGGAGAAGUUUGCAGUUAACAAGGCCAAGAAACAUCUCAUCCAUGGCACUGAAAAUUCACUAGUAGGACUGGAGUUGAUCUAUAUCUGGAAUGGAUUUUCCAUUCUUGCCAAGAAGAAAGAGCUUUUAGAACCAGUACUACUCUUAACAGAGGCAACACUUCAACAGCUUAAGAAAACAAAGGGUUCUGUGAGUAGAAGUAGUGGCUGUUACUGGGAUGAUUAUAGUUUAGCCAUGCUCCUGAAAGGAAUCACCCUCAGAUAUCUAUCAAGACCUUCUCAAGCAGAACUCUGCUUUCAAGAAGUCAUCUCGAAUGAAAGAGAUCUUCAUUACGAUCAUUACCUGGUGCCGUAUGCAACCCUUGAACUUGGUCUACUCUAUCUACAGUAUGAUAGAUUGCAGGAAGCAAAGACGUUCCUUACACAAUGCAGGCAUCACAACAAGAAAUACAUGUUAGAGAACAGACUUCACUUCAAGAUGCAUGCUGCCCUGGACAACCUCAAGACCAAGAUGACACAGUCAUCGGAGAUCCCGGCCCAGGACUCCCUCAACCUUGAAGGAGAGGAUGAAGAAAGGACUGGACCAGAAGAAGAUGGACUAGAAAUGAGCUUAGCAUCUGAAGCAUCCCAGGAUUCACUUGACAAGGAUGGGCCAGGAACCAACCUCAAGAACAAAGGCCAGGAUUCUCUUACAGGAGAUGGAUCAGUAGAUGGACCAAUGAACAAAGUGGGACCAACAGAAGAUGAGAUAGCAAGGACUAAUGACAAAGAAGACCAGGACUUGUCUUCUGGUCCUAGAUAGUCCUAAACAUCAUCAAAUACCCUGUGCUGAAGUGCAGCACAAGGCAAAAUAUAAAAACCGAUAUUGAGACUUGUGUGCAAAAAUCAAGCAGGCAUUCUUUAUGUACAUUACUCAAGCAUGUUGUUCAUCACAUCCUUCUAGAUUACUGUGUAAUAAUGCAUGUAUGUAAUAUGCAUCUCAAAGUUAUCCCAAUAAACUGACCUGAAAGUGUCAAUAAUGCCAAAGUGAAGGAGAUGCCUUUUAUUAGUUUAGCUGUAUGCAUGUCGGUCCCAGACAUAAAUAAUAACAUAUGAUCGAUGCAAAUCUGUUAAAACCCUAAGACAAACACAGGUUUCUAUUUAUAGUGCAACCCAGUGUUUUGUGUAAUCCUUCAUGCUUUGGGAAAUGGUGCUAAUUCAUUUUUUUUCAAAGGUUAAGUCCACAAUUCAAUAAGUAUUAAACUUAUAAUUUAAUCUAAUUCAGAUGUAGAAUAAGAAAAUAAUGUCAUUUAAUUUUUUUUCUCAUAAAUAUAAAUUCGCACAACAUGGUGGGUAUGUAAAUGAGACAACCGAUGAUAUCACAAACAAUUAUGUUUGUUUAUAUGGAAGCAUCACGGUCUAAUAUUUCUGACUCUUGCCUUUCAAUCUAAGGGUCGUGAGUUUGAAUCCAAGCAUUGGCCUUAAUUUCUUCACCAAGGAUUUAUCCACACUGUGCUGCACUCAAUCUAGGUGAAGAAAGUUGGUACCUAGCAGAAUUUAUUCCUUGAAAUGGUUGCGUGCUGUCAAAGGCUGCAGGGCUAGAUCUGGGGUAAUAAUACUCAGGUCCUUUCGAAGCGCAUAGGGACGGGAUGAUAUGCACUACACAAAACUGUGAAUUAGUAUGAAUAAUAUUAAUUAUAUGAAAUUUCAAAUGCUUAAAUAAUUUCAUGUUCUCAAUUUAAUCACAGUCACCGUCAGUUACAUUAUUGAUGACUUUCUUUUUACUUAAAAGAGUCAAACCAUGUUUUAUGUUAUUGGAGCACGAUAUAAAAUUAGUGAGUUUAUGGCACCAGGUAUUCCCUCAUUUGCAUAUGGUAUGAAUUUCUCUGUUUCUCUGAAACAUGGAAACACUGUCAUUUUCCUACUCUACAUCUGAUGAAAUAUUCAGUUUUGUGCAUGUUUUAUUUUACCCUUUCUUGUUGACUUGUCUUGGUGGAUUUGAUCUUCAGUGAAAAUUGAGUAUAAAACAUAUGCUUUCCUGAUGUGUGUUCCAUAAAAAUGUGGUGGUACAAAAAACUUCCUGUUGGUGACCUCACUGGUAUUGUUAUUAUAAAUGAUCAGUAUUCCGUGCCAAAGUAUACCGUAGUCAGAUACAGUUAGUCAUGUGUGAUGCCACAAUACAUUUGUAGCCCUUUUUAUUUUCAAGAAGACUUUUGUCACUCCAGCAGAAAUAAGACCAUUUUCUUUGUUUAUUUAUUUCAGUCAUCUAAACUACUCUAUUUUAGAUAGAGACUUUGUUAGACUAUAGUGAUAUAACUAUGAAUAUCUAGUAAAUUCAGUUUGUUGAUAAAAUGACGAUAAUGAUAUUAUGAGCAUUAUAAUACGCUGGUAUCCAUCAUGAGUCGAUGUUCAUGGCGCAGUAAAAAAGGAAAUGAAAAUGAGAGCUACAUUUACUGGUAGAAAUAUCAAGGAUGUAUAUGAAAAAAAGUAAAAAGGCACUUUGUGACUUUGGUAAGCCUGAGGAAAGAAUCCUAACCAAGUCAUCAUAGUGUUCAAUGUUAUUUUGGUAGGAUCAAUGAGUUGCUGGUGACUCCUUGGUAGGAUUUAUAUGAAGGAUGUGAGGAAUAUAAAAAUGAAACAAAGAUGAGAAAGGAAAAAAAACACUUUUGUACUGCAUGUUACUUCACUUGCAAUCUUAAGUCUUUUUUUGUUAAAAAUUUGCAGAAAUAUAUUGUCAUGACUGAGUCUUCUGAUUGAAAGAAAAGAAAGAUUAAAGCUACCUUUGUAGAAAUAUGAAUAUUUAUUAUAUCCAAGAGACCAAAAGUUUUAUUUUUAUGCUACAGUCUAACGAACGAAACUGACUCUAAACCGACCAAUGUUAAGCCAUUGAAAUUAAUGUAAUAGAUUUGGAUGGUCUGGAGUCAGUUUCAACAUUGUGACUGAGGCACUACAGUGAGACAUUCCAAAUCAUCAGGCUAUAAAAGCAAUGCUGAAUUUGUACAUAUAUUUCUACUGCUAUGUUUUAUAGUGAUUUUGAUAAGCAAGCAUUCAUGUUUGAUAGCCUGGAUUCUAUUUAUAAAGAGGAUAUUAUCUGUUGUUGUUGCCAUUCAAAAUCUUUUGUAAAACAUUCCAGCAGAACACCUUAGUAAAUUACUUUUUGGUAUUC